Bactrocera tryoni is the source of this 2629-nucleotide messenger RNA. RefSeq lists its product as uncharacterized. The transcript is spliced from 4 exons. The record is from RefSeq and is a predicted model, not a curated record. Bases 632 to 1207 code for a protein of 191 amino acids. NCBI's taxonomy places the organism in Eukaryota, Metazoa, Arthropoda, Insecta, Diptera, Tephritidae.
AACGAAAGAGCACCUGUAUAAAUUAGUGGAGGCUAAUAAAAUAAUUCGUAAAUAAAACAACAUAAAAAUUAUUUUAGUGCAAUUUAAGAAACACGACAACGAAAUUGAUAAAUUUUUAGUUUCUUGCAGUGACUAACAAACACAAAUUGACGAAAGAUGCUUCAAAGAGCGUGAAAAGUUUUUAAAUGAACAAGUGUGCGUUAUCAAUCUGCGAGGCUGUGAUAAGAGAUAAGAUAAAAGUAAACGGUAUAAAAAUUUGUGGAAAUAAAAUAUCACGGUCAUAAAAAGAAAAGUAAAUGUAGAAAACAAUAAAAGCAAAACCAAAAGUUAAGCAUGAAGUAAUUGGAGCCAUUGAGCGGUGCUUAUAAACAUUUCAACACAUAUACAUAUAUACACACAUCUGCAUAUAUAUAAUUAAUUACCUGUGUAUAUUUGUACAUAAAGACGAGAUAACGGGCGCACAAAUAACCCACUGCCGCUGAAAGUAUUUAGUAGAGGAGACAACCACCGAAAAAUCUUAGGCUAUUUAAACCUUGACUUAACACAUCAAUUUGCAAGUGCAAAAGCAAGCAUAAUUCUUAAUUAAAUUAUUGACUUAAAUUCUUGUACUAUAAAAUAAAACAACACCAUCAUGACAUCUACACCCGCAACCGAUUUGGAAGCGCAAGUCAACGUGGAGGAUCUGCCAUUGACAUUCAAGGUCAAAUACAUCGGCUCCGAGGUAGCACGUGGGUUAUGGGGUAUUAAAUUCACCCGCCGACCGGUCGAUAUCCUGGUGGGUGUAGCCAAGAAUCUACCCGCUAAGAAAGUUUUACCUCAAUGUGAUCUCACAGUAUCAACCGAUGGUGUUAGCAUCGAAAUCAUAACACCAAAAGCGAGUGUGAAUAAUUGGAGUUAUCCGAUAGAUACGAUUUCGUAUGGUGUACAAGACUUAGUCUACACUCGAGUAUUCGCCAUGAUUGUGGUAAAAGACGAACAACAUCCGAAUCCGUUCGAGGUACAUGCCUUCGUGUGCGAUAGUCGUGCUAUGGCUCGCAAGCUGACAUAUGCCCUAGCGGCCGCAUUCCAAGAGUACUCACGACGCGUUAAGGAAUCGGGUGAACAAUCGCCUACUGAUAACAUUACGCCACACCGUCAAAAGUUCGCCAUCGAUUUGCGUACACCCGAAGAGCUACAAGAGGGUGCCAAUGAGGAGACGGAGGCUUAGAUGGUUCGUUUUGUUGUUAUGGAAGAAAUACCCACGCGCCCAUGAAGUGAACCGUUUGAGAAAAAUAUGCAUCACACGAUUAAUUAUAAGUUAAGGUUUUCACUAUGGACUUAUUUUUUUGUAGUACUUAAUUUAUUUCCUCGUUAUAUAAUAAUUUUUUAGGCCAAAAUCAUUGUAUUUAAAUUGUAGGUACUCUUCCACACGCUCUGUGGCACGCUCUGUGGCAGUCGGCUUGCGAUAAUUUUCGAAGUGAAUCCAUUCAAGAACUAAAUCCCUUCUCCAAACGAUAACUUCAAUUAACAUUUCCAUCCAAUAUUAUUUUUCAAGGGUGAACUCUUUCAAAAAACUAAUUGAUAAAUACUGAAAACACCCUUCAACAAGAAAGCUACGAUAGAUCACUCUGUACAUAAUCUUACAAUCUACACCAUUCCGCCCUUUAAAAUGGAAAGAAAUAUAAUCUAUUGUUAAUAAAGAAAUACAAUGCGACCUGUGUUCUAUUCCACCUUCUCCGUGGACUCUCACACAACCAGGUAUUUUGUCUUUUUUCUAUUGGCUGCAACAAAAAUAGGAGCUGCAAACUUAACUUCGUUUCUAGAAAAGUUUACAUAUUACAUCUUUGAACCUUUAUAGAUCAUUCCCUUCGUAAUUUCGUAGUUCGCAGCCAACGCCUGUUCCUCUCCGCUUUUUUGUUUUCUGAUAGUUUUGAAACUUUCACUUAUGAAACGUAAAUUUAGUAAUAAUUCAACUCAUAUUCUAGGAGAAAAGAACUUCCUUCCUUCCUUCUUCAUGGCAUUUGGUUACCAAUAACCCUUUUGAGAAAUAUUACUUUAGUUUGAAAAAUAUAUAUCAAUAAAACGAGAUUUACAAAAGUAAACUCCUAAUACUUGAUUUUUAAAAACUGAAAAAACUUUCGGCGAUCCCAGGUAUAGAGUAAUAAUAUAGACAGACGCUGCUUUAUAAAAACCAAAGUAUUUUUAAUGUGAUUUUAAGGUUUUUUACAUUGUUAGAUUUAUGUUGUAAAGGCAGAACUUUACAAACGAGCAGAUUAAAUAGUUUGUUAAGAAACCACAAUUUCUAAGUUAAAUUUAAAUAAAAAGUAUUAGAAAGCGUUAUAUUUAAAUUAAUUAAAAAAAUUUAGUGUUUUUACAAAGAAACUAUAUUUGUACAUAACUGCACUUGAACAGAUUUUCCCCUGAUACAGCUAGUUACCCAAAGUAUAAGACAAUUUAGAGUACGUAAAAAUAUAAUUAUAUUUAUAAAAAUUUAAUUAUUUUAAACCGAAACUAUAAUUUAAAACAAUAAGUAUGAAAUAAUUGAUUAUGAAAAAAUAUUGUAAAACGAGUGUCCAGUUAUAUUGAUCCACCAAAUUUGCUGGUGAGAAAAGCAAAUUACAGGUAUAACAAUAUAUUAUCAUUGCAACGA